AUGGAGUCCGCUACGGCAACGUCAGAGCACGGCGCCGGCGGCGGCGGCGACCUGGAGUACCUGCUGCGGCUGCUGCACUGGACAGGCACUCUGCGCCACCCGCGCGCCGGCCGCCGUGCCAGCCGCGCCUUCUACGCCCGCAACGCCGUCGUGGCGGUGUCGGUGCUGCUGUUCGUCUGCUCGCAGGCGGCGGUCAUCCUGCUGGAGGGCACGGCCGACCUGGACCGCUUCACGCGCGCCCUCUGCUUCUUCAACACCGCCGGCACCUGGCUGCUCCGCCUCGCACACGUCGCUGUGACGGAGCGACGCUUCCACGCUAUGGCGCUACAGAUGGACAGCGACUUUGGCGAGUUCGUGACGCGGCGUGACGCGGCGCUGCUACGCGCGCGCGGCCGCUCGCUGCGGCGCUUCGUGGGCGCCUACCUCUGCUUCGGCGUGGCGGCCGGCGUGGGCUGGGACGUGUUCCCGCUGGUGCGCUACGGCGUCAGCGGCGACGGACUGCCCUUCCACAUGGCGCUGCCCUACCGCGUCGACCAGCCGCUCGCGUUCGCCGCCACGUGGUUCUACUGCUUCUGCAUGACCAUGCACGUGGCCGUCGUCACCAUGGUGUUCGACUCCUACAACAUCAGCCUCAUGGCGCACCUGCGCCAGCAGCUCAGUGUGCUCUCCAGUAACGUCAUCGCUCUGGCUGAAGAGACACGUCACGAGUCGCUGUCUCUCGUGGAGUCCAGUCCGACCUCGAACUCGCCCGUACGUAUCGACAACACUCGCAUUCGUUAUCGACUGCGGAGCAUCAUUCGCCACCACCAAGCUAUCAUAAGGAACGUCGAGUCACUAGAGAAGUGCUUGGGAGGUAUGUUACUUGGGCAGAGCCUAUCCAUUGGUGCCUCGAUCUGCUUCCAACUGUUCCAGGUUGCCACAAGUGCGGAAAGCCUAGCAGAGGCCGGCAAGUUCGGUUGCUACCUGUCCGUCAUGCUGGCUCAGCUCUUCGUCUACUGCUGGUUUGGAGACGAACUCAUCACAGAGAGCGAGAAUGUUAGCACGGUGGUCUACUCGACAGUGGCGUCACUGCAGGGAUGCCCCGUGUCUCUGAAGCGGUCUCUGCUCCUCAUGAUGACGCGCGCGCAGCGCCCUCUUCACAUUACGGCUGCAGGGUUCUUCGAGCUCUCGAGGGAGUCUUUUGUGAAGGUUUUAAAUGUAUCUUACUCAUUCUUCGCCAUUCUUCGGAAUUUCAAGGAAGAGUAGGAGUGAACGAAUACUUGUC
This is a messenger RNA of Schistocerca gregaria, 1264 nucleotides long. Its product is annotated as odorant receptor Or2-like. The transcript is spliced from 6 exons. The record is from RefSeq and is a predicted model, not a curated record. Gene Ontology annotation, cellular component: plasma membrane. Gene Ontology annotation, molecular function: olfactory receptor activity; odorant binding. Gene Ontology annotation, biological process: sensory perception of smell; detection of chemical stimulus involved in sensory perception of smell. Bases 1 to 1245 code for a protein of 414 amino acids. NCBI's taxonomy places the organism in Eukaryota, Metazoa, Arthropoda, Insecta, Orthoptera, Acrididae.